AUGCUGGGGAUUGCCAUCAAGAGUAAGGAUAUCCUGCUCGUCACCGAAUUCGUGGAUGGGGAAUCGCUGCAGGGGGUAAUAGAAGAGGAAAAAAACUUGACAGAAGAAUUUAGGAUAAAUGUCAUAGUAGGUGUGCUGGUUUCGUGUAAACACCAUAUUGCGAAAUUGUGCGAUUUUGGCCUAGGGAAACUUAAGCAACAUGCCACAUUAUCUGUCGCUAGUGUUACCAUUGGUGAGUCGGUGUUAGAAGGAACCCUUUUGUAUAUGGCUCCUGAGUGCUUUUUGAAGAAAGAACAUGUUUCCCAAGAAAGUGAUAUUUGGUCUCUUGCAAUAACGUUCCCAGAGUUUUUGGCUUAUGAAGAUGUUUGGAAUGAAGUUCUUGAGGGGAUGGGGGAAGAUUCCGUCAUGGAAAAAUUAAUUUCUAUUGCGAAAGCCAAAACGCUGCCCAACAGUUUAAAUAAGUUAUCUCCAGCUCAUCGGACACAUAUCCAAAUGUGUCUAAACUGCAACAAGAUCGAAAGGCCAACUGCUCUUCAACUGCUGAAGCUAGAAUGGUAA
This is a messenger RNA of Actinia tenebrosa (Australian red waratah sea anemone), 558 nucleotides long. Its product is annotated as serine/threonine-protein kinase Nek11-like. Gene Ontology annotation, biological process: signal transduction; protein phosphorylation. Lineage: Eukaryota; Metazoa; Cnidaria; Anthozoa; Actiniaria; Actiniidae. Gene Ontology annotation, molecular function: protein kinase activity; ATP binding. The record is from RefSeq and is a predicted model, not a curated record.